Messenger RNA from Hemibagrus wyckioides, 7337 nucleotides. RefSeq names its product POU domain, class 5, transcription factor 3 (gene pou5f3). The transcript is spliced from 5 exons. Bases 4966 to 6378 code for a protein of 470 amino acids. Lineage: Eukaryota; Metazoa; Chordata; Actinopteri; Siluriformes; Bagridae. Gene Ontology annotation, biological process: regulation of transcription by RNA polymerase II. The record is from RefSeq and is a predicted model, not a curated record. Gene Ontology annotation, molecular function: RNA polymerase II cis-regulatory region sequence-specific DNA binding; DNA-binding transcription factor activity, RNA polymerase II-specific.
AACAAAAAAUUGUAUUUUUAUGGGAUUUUAAUUUUCCACACAUAAAGAGUAUGUAUAUAUUAAUUAUAAAAAAAUUUAUAAUUAAUUAAUUAUAGACAUUAGACAUUAAUUUAUUAAUGUCAAAUAUACAUAUUAUUAUUUAAAAAAUUAUAUAAUUUUUUUUUAGAUAUAUAUUAUAAUUUUAUAUUAAUUCUUUCCUUUCUCCCCUUAGCCACUAAUGUUUGCUAGGCAUUCAACCCAUGAGUGAGCAAAAGAUGCUCAUUAAACUUAACUUUAUCACUCAUUAAAUGCUUAGGUUUCUUUGGUCAGUUUCAGCAAUGGACAUGUUUUGCACUGAUCUUUCUAGAAGAAAAUAUUUUUGAUAAACACAUUAGGGUCUUGGCGCACAUCAUCUACGAUCCUAUGCUAUGUUUAUUCCUACUCCUUUUACAGCAUCGUGUGGAUUAGAGAAAUUGGUAAGAUUUACUUGUGAACACUUCCUCGUUUGUAAUAUGUUGAAACACUGCCGGUUCCAAAUGCUCUUAAGGGUAGGAACUAAAAUGACCCAGUGACCCUAGCAACAUGCUGAACAAAAGUUAGUUGUUAGCUGCUGUGUUGAAAUCAGGAAUGGAAAAAGAAGGGGGGGGAUUGAAAAAAGGGAAAUGUAUGAAAGAUAUUUGUUUUGUCUCGAUGUUUUUGACACAAUUUUAAAUCCAUAUAUAAACUUAAAGAAAAUAAAAAAGUCUAGUAACGGAGCUAGCAGUUAUGACGUUAAGUGGUAACUUGUAUUGUGGAUGUUUCGCAUGACGUAACUAUAAAAGGUUAAGAAUGUAUUAAUUAAGUACAGUUUGCAAGUCACUAUGUUAUUUUAUAACACAUUUUAUUCCUUAUAUAUUCCAUGGGUUUAGGGCUAUUUCGAUAUAAAAGAUUUACUUUCCUGACUAAGAAUUACGUUGCAGUCUACACAGUAGAGACAGCUAAUUCGAGUGCAAAAGUUUGUACACCCUCAUGACAAAUUUGACGUUUUCACCGAGGCAUUUAGUGUGUAAGGUUUCACAUUUAAUUCCCAAUACCAUAUAUGCUCACUGUAACCUAGACCUGGAUCAGAUUGUUAGGGAAGAUGAAUAAAUUAGCAAAUGUAUUGAACCUGUGUGCCAAUUCCUGACGUUGCGAACUCCUUCAAACCUUGUCUUUAUCUUUUUCAGAUGCUCCUAAUUGAGUUAAUGACAGUUUUUCAUAACAUUCCUGUUCUUGCUUUGACAUAUUGCCUAUCAAAGUUUACCCAUCCUUUUUAAAAUACCUAUCAUAACUCACACAUCAUACACUGAAGUCUUUGUAUUAGAUCUUGAGCCCAAUGAGGUUAAUUGUAAGGGAUGCAAACUUCAGUAUAGAUAAUAUACGGAACUCUGCAAUGAUAAUACAUACAACUAUAGGGCAAAAAUAACUCAAUGCUAUGAUGUGUUUCUCCAUUUCUACUAGGCAGCAGUAUCAUUGCGACCUCCCCCACAGCUCAGUGCGAUGGGCCACUUAAGGGCCUCUUAAGGUGUGGCUCAGAGGCAGCGCAUCGUCAGGGGGGCCGUUAAAGGCCAUUGUCAGCGUGAAUGGUAAGGAAGGCAGCCGUAGGCCACCCGAUCAAGAUAUGUGGGGAGAGAGGGACGGUGGUCAUCAGCUGGGUGUCAAAGCUAUUAAAAGACCAUCACAGUGGUCAUAUCAGGAGUCUCCACUGUGGAGCAGUCAGACCAAGAUCAGGAGUCAUCUAACAAAAUCUUUAAAUGCUAAUAACUCAUUGUAUAUUAUUGUGCAACAGAACAACAUUUCAUCAUAUCAGACAUAUCCUGUUUGGGAAUAUAUUUAAGCGUCUAUACAUUUGAUUGAUCUGUUAUGAUGAUUCUCCAUGUUAUUUACUACCUCUUGAACUAAUCCGAUUAUUAUUUCAGCUAGUAAACGUGCAAAUGAUGCCGAGGUUUUUUUUCCCCCCGCAAAAUGAUACUUGACAUGAACAUCGUUAUCAAACUCUGUUAUAAACACCUGCUUUAUAGAUCAACUAGAUUAGACUUUUGACACCUUGAUAUCAAUAGCAUGCAUCAACAAGAUGCAGCAACUUCUUUCACAUGAGUGCAAUUUCAACAUUUCCUGUUCUGUUGAGACUUUCUGAUUGCAUCAAAAUAUGUUAACAAAAAUAAACGUUUUUCCCCCCGUGAAUUACCUAACCAUGUUCAAUUUAAAGUAACAAGUUAACACUACAUUCAGCGUAGAUGUUGAGUAAAAGCUGGCUUCUGAGUUUCAUUAUGUGUUUGGGUGGUGCCUCCUUCAACACAUUGCUGUAAUGUCCUCUGAGUAUGCUAAAAUAAUUAGAAACAGUUGUCAUCAUGUUGUAUCAUUCCAUUACUGUUAUGUUAUUGUGAAACCUUUGUGAUGUGGUUGACUAGAAAACUCUAUUCUCUUUUCAAAGACAGUUUAAAAGAAGUUGAGAUCUGAGGAGGGGAAAAAUAAAAAGCCAUCUGGGUGCUUUGGAGGUCUAAUCCUCAGUCACCCCCUUGCUGGAGCCCUGGGUGCUUCUUGCUCUUGCUGACGGUCUUCUUGAAGCUCCACUCGCUCCACUUUCUCCUCUGCUGUCUGCACUUUGCAUGACAAUCCACCUCCCAAGUCCAUGGGCCACUACAAUGCCUGCAGCAGUGGUUUGAUGUCAUUUAAAUCUUUGACUGUCCCUGGGAGGCCUCCUGGGUGCUCUUUCCACAGCUUUCCAAGUGGGAGACAUGGAAGCUUUACUUGUGGCCUAUAGUUCUUGGUUUGCUGAAGGUUGUUUGAAGGCAGGGGGUGGAUUGUUUGAGGUCUAGAAACUGGCAGUGGUGGUGGUGGGGAUAAAUGACUUGACCUGGCUGCGUGGUGGAAAUACAAAAUAUAUUCAAGGCACCCUUAGAGAGUACCUGUGCGUGCAAAAGUUUUGGCACCCCCUUCUUCUGGGAGAUCCUUUUCAAUUGUGCUUAAUUGUGAAAUCUGUUUGUUUCGGGUCGAGGGAGGGAUGGAUGGAGAGGAGAGGGGAGGGGAGGAUCGAAAUCAAAGGCUAGCGGCUUUAUUGUUGGCGCUGAAAAGCAGCUAAUGGCCGCCCAUCGCAGAUCUGUACCAUGAAUCGGCGGGGCGCCCCGGGUUUUAGGCAUCAACCCCCUCACCACUGCACCCCCCUCAACGACCCCGCGGCGCGGCUUCCUGCCCCUCUGCCCCAUUCUCUCUCUCUCUCUCUCUCUCUUACACACACACGCACGCACACUCACUCACUCACACUCUCUCUCUCUCUCUCUCUCUCUCUGCUGCCGACCUUCACAUAUGUGCAUUAAAUAUACUAAAAAUAUCCGAAUAUUAUUAUUAUAUUAUUAUAAGGAGUUGAACAAAGCAUAAAGGUCCCCCCCCUUAAUUUAUUGGAUGCAAAACUUCACUCGAUGUCUCACUCAACUCUUAUUGAUUUGAAGUGCUGGGUUUCUAGAAUAAUCUCAAUGGCUAACAAGGUGAUUUGGUGUGUUUUAGUGUGAGACCCCACACUUCAGCUCCCGCCUCUCUAUCAGUCCGAACUGAACUAUCAAAGACAAACAUUUCACCUUUUUAUUUAUUGUCGUCUUUCACAGUCCCGUAAACGACACAGACACACCAUUUAUACACAACUAUUUGUUUUGAGAUGUGAUUAAAAUAGUCAGUGAACUUCACAGAACAUCGCAGGAUUUUAUAGAUGGUUAAAACGUUUAGGAAUUUUUAUGUAAAUAUCUGAAAACGACAAACAAGGAGCUGAAUGCCGACACAGCAAAACACAACACAUUUUGCAUAUUUUAUUUAAUUUCUUUGCGUAUGCAUCAUGAAUUUUAUUGUGUAUGCAUGAUGUGUGUUAAAAUUGCUAACAGUUAUUUGGCUAUUAGUAACUAGAUAGGAAAAUAGGUUUAUGAGUUAAAAGUCGGAAAUCACGUGUUUUUAACCUAAAAAUAAAAAACCUUAAAAACAAUCAUGCAAAUGUUUUUAAAAUAAAUAAAAAAAUGUUGGUUAUACCAACAAUUAUACAAAUUAUGUUCAGUAUUUAUAUUGCCCCAUCUGAUUUCAUACAAUUUCCCUUUUAAGGUAAAAACAUUGAUUUUUAUAGGUCAAUUAUUUAAGGUCACUUUGUGAAGUCCUAAAAAUCCUGGCCUCAAAACCAGACAAUGUUUUAAUUUUUAUGAGCAUCACUUUAACCUCUCCUUUUCCAAUGGAUGUAAAAUUUCAAUAUGAAGGACAGCUAAUUACGAGGAAAUUAUUGAAACAAAGUCAUGUGUCGUGCAUGUUAAACACGUGAACUAGUUUGCAUUAGAAAUACAGUGCAUGGAGGUGGAUUACUGCAACACGAACACAGAGGUCAUAGUUUAGUCCACCCUCUGAAUGAAUCUCAUUUAUUCUACAUGGGGAAAAAUAAUUCUUUUCAAAAAUCUUAAUACAUGUCCCAUUUAAUCAUACCAUAAUGUACAUCAACAACAGGUUAGGAAAAAAUUGUCUCGUGCAUCCUACAUGUGUCCAAUGAGGAGGCAUUUGGGUUUCGUUCACAGAAAUCAAGUUCAUUCACAAAUACCCCAUCAGCUGAGCCCUAUUGUGUGUGGUGACCAAUGGGAGGUGAGAUCAUUAACACUCCUGCCUCCAGCAUGGACUGAUUAGGAAAACCUGGGAGCAGGCAACAGUCCACACUCGGAAGUUUGACCUUUUGAAGGAGGGUGCUCGUGAGAUGCAGGAGGAAUUUAAUUGAUGGCAUUAAACGAGGGCUGCUCACAUUUUCACUCAGUCUAAAACUCCACUGAAUCCAACCUCAACUCCUGAGGCAUCUCUAAACAUUACCCAGAGCAGGGCAAAUUGUGAGGGCAUUUCUUUUAUUUUUAAACUCGUAUUAUUAGCAUGGGCCUGCGUAACACUGCUACUUAAGAGCAGUUCUCCGGGGACGUUUGUUUUCUUCGUUGUGGUGGGAUUGUUUGAUUUAGGAGGAUGUCUGAUCGCCCAGAGAGUCCUCCAGAAGACUGCAGUAACCGGGCAUACGAGCUCUCCAGGCCCAUGUCCUCGUACUCUUCAGCGCCGGGACAUGAAGGCCUGCAGUUUACGCAUAGCAUGCUCCAAGAUCCGGGCCUGCUCUUCAACAAGCCGCCCUUUAACGGCCUCAAUGCCGCUCACGCGCAGACGUUUUUCUCUUUCCCACCGGUCGGAGGAGAUUUCAGGCACAACGACGCGCAGGUGGGAGAUUUCACUCAGCCCAAACACUGGUAUCCGUUUGCGGCCCCUGAGUACACGGGGCAGGUGGCGGGGGCCACUGCGGCCACACAGCCCGCUAACCUGAGCCCUCCUAUCGCUGAGACUCGGGAGCAAAUCAAGAUGCCUGAGGUUAAGACCGAGAAGGACGGGAGUGAAGAGUACGGCGGCGCUGAGACCAAGCAGUUUCUCGGACCGGCGACCUCCGUGCCCGCCGGCGUGUAUUAUCCUACUUCUGCCCCAUGGACUCCGUCUUUUUGGCCUGGUCUCUCUCACAUCGCAGCUCCGACCACUGUGGCGCAAGCCCCACCGACCCCGUCUACAUCCUCUCCUUCUUUGUCACCGUCUCCGCCCGGGAACGGCUUCGGCAGUCCGGGCUUUUACAGCGGAGCCGCCGCGCAGGUCACCGCCGCCACCCAGGUGCAGACCAGCGCCCGCAGCAGCGGCUCCUCCAGCGGCGGCUGCAGCGACUCCGAGGAAGAGGAGAAUUUGACCACGGAGGAUCUAGAGCAGUUUGCAAAGGAGCUGAAGCACAAGCGCAUCACCCUCGGCUUUACACAAGCAGACGUCGGGCUUGCGCUUGGGAAUCUCUAUGGGAAGAUGUUCAGUCAGACAACCAUCUGUCGCUUCGAAGCUCUUCAGCUCAGCUUUAAGAACAUGUGCAAGCUCAAACCCCUGCUCCAGAAAUGGCUGAACGAGGCAGAAACUUCAGAAAACCCCCAAGAUAUGUACAAAGUUGAACGGGUUUUUGUCGACACAAGAAAAAGAAAAAGGAGGACCAGCUUGGAGGGUUCGGUCCGUACUGCCCUCGAGUCAUACUUUCUCAAGUGUCCCAAACCCAACACUCUGGAAAUAACCCACAUAUCCGAUGAUCUCGGCUUAGAGAGAGACGUGGUGCGCGUGUGGUUCUGUAACCGUAGACAAAAAGGCAAGCGGCUGGCUCUGCCCUUCGACGAGGAUGGCGCCGAGGGUCAGUAUUACGAUCAAAGCCCGACACCACCACCGCAUAUGGGUGGCACAGCCCACUCUGGUCAGGGUUACCCGGGAGCCGGUCAUCCCGGUGGCGUGCCGACACUGUACAUGCCACCUCUUCAUCGACCGGAUGUCUUCAAACAGGCCCUGCAUCCCGGACUAGUGGGUCAUCUCUCUAGCUAAGCUGACUAUCUUAGCCUUUGCUUCCCCUCUUCUCAACAUUAGGGCAUGAGGCAGUACCACAACAAGGGGAGGUUGAAUAUUGUCCAAUUGCUCCAGGCGAAAUAAUAGACUUUUUUUUUCUCCCUCUUUGAAACAAUGCUUGCUUUUGUUUCUAAUGCAACAUCCUUGAAAUCUGAGCCAUUCUGGUUCAGAAACGAACGCUGUUUGGCGGCAUGUAAUGUACUCGAGAUCAGGUCAGAGGGGUUUGAAAUGAAAAACUACUUGGUCGUCAAAUGCAUUUGCACAAGUCAUGGCUUUGUAUUGAAACAUGAUUUUUUUAUAGAGAAGUUUGUUUUAAAUGUGCACCCCCUCUUCCCCUGUCCUCUUCCCUUUUUAAAAAGAAUUCAUUUGAUCUGUAUAUAUUCAUCCCUUUUUAUAUUUUUUUAGAUGAACUUUUUUAACCUUUUUUGUUUUUGAGAUUGAUUUGGAUAAGAAUAAGCCAAGGCAUUCGUCAUAAGGUUUUGAUUUGUAUUAUUCUGGAUCCUGUUGAUCUUAAAUAUAUGGAUAAGUAUUGUAAAAACACAAAUUUUUGGCCUUUUGAAAGAGCAUUAAACAUUGUUUCCUCAAGGCUGGAUGUGAUAAAAAACCUGCACGAGCUGAACAGUUUGUUUUUUUUGAAUGUUCUAUUGACUUAUGUGCCUUAUUUGCGUCUCACAUCUGGAAUACUCUUGUGUACAAUCCUGUAAAUGAUGUGAAAUUUGAUAAUUUAUUGACACGUUGGCAGCGACGGCUUCCCUGAAAAUCGACAUACAUUUUCCUCACUUAGAGCGGUAGCAAUUAAAACCGAUUCCUUUGACGCUUCAAGUCUCGUGUUGUCUCUUGCUGUAGAAUAUCAAUUCAUGAUCUGCAACCCUUUUUAUUUUUGUAAAUGGGCACAGUUUUAAGGAAGUGGGUGGCGUCGUCUGACUUGGCGAAGGCUG